Messenger RNA from Symbiodinium natans, 1512 nucleotides. The record is from the annotation of a GenBank genome assembly. Lineage: Eukaryota; Dinophyceae; Suessiales; Symbiodiniaceae.
AUGGCAUCUAUGACAGCCGAAGAGCUGCGUGCUGAGAUCGUGGCCACCAACAUCCAAGUGCAAGCCGAAAAAGACAGAGCAACUCAACUCCUGGCCGAGUCAAAGCAGGCCGACGAGCGCCAGAGGCUGCGACGAGAGCUGGGCGCGCGUAGGGCAGACCUAGCAUCGCAGCGGGAAGACAACCACCUCGAGGCGGAAUACCGACGGGUUGUGGAUGCAGACCGUGCAGGAGACCAUCUCCCAGGCAGUGUGUCGCAGGCUUCCAUGGCGGCGAAAGCCUGCGUAUCCUCAGCUCGCGGUGAAGAAUGCAUGUGUUUUGGGCACUCCGUCGCGAAGGGUGAAUAUCUUUGGAAGCUUCAGCAGAUGUCUUGGCUCCACACUGCUCUCCGCCAGCGCGGACACACGCAGGUGUAUUCCGAUGACUUCCAAGUGGGCAUCUACAUCUUUGACUUUGUGUACAAUCUCUGGGGAUCCGAUCUUGGCAACGCCACGCAGAACGGCUCCCUUGCCAUAAGAGUGCGUGCGAAAGACGCGGUGGCGAUUCGCCACAGCAUCUACGUUAAGAAGCGCGGCGGGGACUUUGUACAGUGGGGCACGACGUGCGAUGAAAUCCAUGAUCCGCUUCUGGAUACAAUUUCAGGGGAGAAAUUCUACGGCCCAGAUGUGCACUUGACGGACGGCUUAGAGCCGGCUCAAGUCGGCGUCUUUGGUCUGGCACACAAGCAGCUGUUGCAGUCGGAGUGGGUCGAGGAUGACGCUUUGACUGUGAAGUUUGUGCUGGAAGUCCUUACUGAUGACGGCGAAGAUUUCGCUCGAGCCGUGGAAGCGAAGCCCGUGGAGGUUCCCCAAGGCACCAUCGUCCGGGACAUGCAGGCUCUACUGGAGAAGGGCACAUGCAGUGAUGUAGAGUUCAGGGUACAGGGCGAAGUGAUCCACGCCCACUCGGCCAUACUCUGCACCAGGUCUGAAGUCUUUGAGAAACAGCUCAGUUCUGGCAUGCAGGAGUCGAUGUCCAAGGUGGUCACGAUCGAGGACUCCGACGUCACCACCUUUAAGGCCUUCCUGCGCUACCUCUACACCGACAGCCUCCCCACCGUUGAGGAGCUUGCGGUUGAGCCUCCGGGCGCACCUGCCAAGGACGGAGUGAGUCGGCAGCUGUCGCGCGUGCAGGACUUGUGGGCCAUGAGUCACAAGUACCAGGUGACAAGACUUCAGCGCUGGUGCGAGGCUCAGCUUUGCCAGCAGCUCAAUGCGUCGGAUGUGUGCAGCGUCCUUUGCCAGGCGCAUAUCUUCGAGGCCAAGCAGCUCGAGAAGGCGUGCCUGUCCUUCAUCACAGAGCACACAGCGGAGGUGCUCCGGCUUCCCGCCUACUCCGACCUCAUCACUAAGUGGCCCGAGAUCGCGAUCAAGGUUCACCUCUUCUCAGCCGGUCUUCCAGAUACCGAGGCAGCCGCCAUUGUGCAGGCCUCCAAAGUACGGAGGCUGGAGAAUGGGAAGGAGACGACCUCCUAG